Molecule: messenger RNA, 1315 nt
Organism: Exaiptasia diaphana
Lineage: Eukaryota; Metazoa; Cnidaria; Anthozoa; Actiniaria; Aiptasiidae
Exons: 2
Coding region: 66-1226 (386 amino acids)
Source: RefSeq, a predicted model, not a curated record
AUCUUAGGGAAUACAAAAAGAAUAGCACCGUGUAAAUGUUACCAAGAAAUAUAAUAAAACUGUAGAUGCCCAAUAAUUUGAACGCUACUAUUACAACUUUAAUCAUGAAUCGAGCUCCACCACCUUUCCCAAAUUUUCUUGUUCUGCACACUCUUAAUACAUGUUUUAUGGUUCUUUCUGUUGCUAGUGAAAAUUCACCUAACGCAGCAGUUCCUCUACAUUUUCUUCCUAUAAUGAAUGUGCUCGCUAUCGUGGCAUAUUUCUUACAGAUUUUGGAUUCAAGAAUUCCAUUCCUGCAACUUCUCUUUCCAGGUGCGGUAUAUAGAAAAAAUGUCGGGAGAGAUGUAUGGCGACUGUUGGAGAAUGAYCCGAGAAAGUUUUGGUACGCAAGUGGGGAUACAGUCAUUUCGCUCAACAGAGUUGUACAGGCAAUAGCUGCAGAAGUUGUGAAACCUCGGAUGUUGCCAAGAAUGCCGAUUUCUGGGCGAAGACGAGGCUGUAUUCUUGAUGUAAAAAACAGAGUUCUUCUUGCUGUAAUUUGGCUUAGAAGUUMCCCAACKUACUAUUCCCUAGCUUCACUUUUUUCAAUAAGUAAAAGCACCGUUCAAGAAGAAAUCUAUCACGUGGUUCCCAUCCUGUUUUURCGAUUUCAAAACUUCAUAACUUGGCAUAAUAUAAGACAAUGGUCUUCAUUUCUUGGAGUGUGGAGGAGUUUUCCUAAUGCCGUGGRUAUUGUAGACGCUACAAUACACMGCAUACGACGUCCUUCUGGAAGAAUGCAAGCUGAAUUUUAUCGGGGAGACAAGAAAACGCACUUUAUGUCAACACAACUAAUUGUUGAUGCGAAUGGUAUGAUAGUAAUGCUUAUCUCAGGUUUUCCUGGGCAUCUCAACGACGCUUCGACAUACCGAUAUCUACCUAGUAUCGGAUUUGGUCGGCAGCGCCCUCUUCCGAGAAACGCACGUAUACUUGCAGAUGGAGGAUACCCUGGUCAAAUACCUCUAGUUAGACCACAUAGAAUAGCAAGAAAUCGCCUCCAGAGAACGGCUAAUCGAAAGUUAAGGCAACUGAGAGUAAGCAUUGAGCACACAAUUGGUGCGGUAAAAGUUUACAGAUCGGUUAGUGAGGUUUUCAGGCAAAAGCGGAGCUUUUUACCUAUUGUUGUUACUACAUGUGGCUUGUUAACAAACAGACGAAAACUGUUAAUUUCACGAGCAYGGGCAUAAUUCCUUUUUCAUUAUAUGGGUACAUCGACUGAUAUCUUUCACAUGUCAGGCCAUCAACAAACGAGAAAACAGAAUGCUUUAUGAAGAUA